CCGAACCAGCGCCAGAUGGAAAAGUCUAUAAAAGGAACCAACACGACGCGCUUUUCCAACAUUCUGCCAGUGAACUGUGGCCGUGCAAGACGCCGUGUGUGAGAUCGAAAGUCACGAAACCAAAGGGAACACUAUCAGUGCAGAAACAGAAAUAAAAACAACAAAAAAAAACAUUGAAGCGCUUUCUCUCGCUCGCUCUCUCUCUACACACAAAAGACAGAAGUGGUUUGUGGUUGAUUUGCCGUGGCAGUGGAUCAACUUGUUGUUUGAUCUUCAACGAAGUGAGCGUCCCGAAGUACGAACCAUUUCACCGACCGUUUCGUCGUCGUCGUCGUGUUCGCGCACGCACAUUUGUGCGUCAACAUUGCAGUGUGCGAUUCCGGAGUUUCGGCGUGGGUGUGUUGCAGGACGCAAAGCAAGCACCCGAAAACACCUACGCACAAAGGUAGCCCGUGUGGACCGUCACCAGGCCACAAUACCACGUAUACGUGUAGUUGAGUCGAAACACGGACCAGGUCAGUCAGUUCCCGACGCUCGGCAGGAUCAGACGCACGGAACGAUCCCACCAACAACAAAAAGCGGCCCAACAACGGGAAGAUAAAUUGUGCGUACAUAUAUUUGUGUGCGCGUGUGUGUGGUCACACUUGUGAAUAAUAAAGUGAGUGAUAUAAGAGACACACAAUUAUAACAGUGGAGAAAUUAAAACAAUUUACUGAAACAUUAAGCAGAGUCAUUCCAGUGUGAUAAACGACAUCAAAACACAGUUUCGGUGCGUGUGUUUAGGUUCCUAGCUGUGUUCCUAGCUCGAAACACUAUCCAAUACAGCAUCAACUCAAGCCAUUGGGCGACUCAUUAGUUGCAUCCUAAUUUGGACACGAUCGAGACAAACAUCUUUGCUGGAACAAUGAUCAAUUCAAUGAUGCUGAUGUGGGCCGUAGCACUCUGCGGUCUAAUAACGCUAGGAAAGGCUGCCUCUUCACUGCCUGGUAGCAACAGCGGCAUAAGUAGCAGUAGCAGUAGUAGUAGUGGUAAUAGUGGCAGCAGCAGUAGUAGUAACAGCUUCCCAGUGUUUGGCACUAAACGAUACGCUCGCUCAAACUUGCUUCCCUCGAGCGAGUACGGUGGACAGGGUCUUUCACUUCCGGUGUAUCACUUGCCAAACGCUCGGUACUAUGACGCACAGGUACCAGCUCAAUACUUCCCGUAUGCACCGUACCAACCACCAUCCAGUAACGAUUACUAUGACGAUGCCGGAUACUACGGAGACACUGGUAAAAGCUACUACUAUCUGCCACAACCGCAACACCGCCGGUAUCAACGUAAUAACGAGCGCUACACAUCGUACGGGCUGCCCACUUAUCGGGGCGAAUACAAACCGACACCUUACUACUACGCACACGGACCUAGCUACAGCUACUCGGAUGAUCACGAGUCAAGCAAUCCGCUCGACGAUCUGCACGAGGAGAUGCUGCAGGAAGAUGAGCGGGAACGGGCGCGUGAUUACUAUCCCGUCGGUCAGGAGCAAUGGUACGAAAGUCCGUCACGUCAAGAUUCGGCCUUCCUGCGCAAUCUCAUCCUGUACAAUAGCCAGCUGCAGAACUUUGGACGUGGUAGACAACUUCCCCCGAUGGACGUGUCGAAUGAGGAAGACUUUGAAGAGUACGAUGAUACUGAGCCAGAUUAUGAGUACGAUGUGCCGAUCGCGGACACCCGUCCCAGCUAUGGUAAUUUCUUCGGCAAUGGAUACCGAACUGAGAGUUUACCUAACUACGGACCGACGGGAGCAGGAGCGUCCCCUAGUCGGAAUACAUUUAGCAAACUGAACAGCUUCCGCAACAGCAUGGCGAAGAAUCAAAUCGACGAGGACGAUGAGGAAGUGGCGGAACUGAAGUCACUCAUACACCAGCAGAAGAAUAGCCAGCGACUACCACCCAUGUUGAUGGACAAGAUGGCCCCUUUCGUGCUGAAGCAACAACAGUACCCGGCUGCGCCGAAGCCACCCCAACAUCAACCCAAUCAGCAGCCCCAGCAAGUACAUCAGAGACAAUCGAAACAGCAGUACCAGCAGCUGCAACCACAGCAACAAACACAACAGCGACAGAAGGAACUGCAGCAGCAACAACAGCAACAACUUCUGCUUCAACAACAGCAGCAACAACAAUUGGAAGCUCAACAGCAACUGCAGAAGGAACAAAAGCAGCAACAGCUGCUCCGAACACUUUCCUCCGACUAUCAACCAACGUACGAGACGGACAACUGGCCGAAGGAUAGCCCGAGCUACAAUGCGUACGAUUACGAUGCCGACGAGUACGACGAUUCCUGGAGCCACUGGGAUCGCAAACGCAACGUUCAGCCGAAGAAGGCCACCUUCUCGACUACCACCACCAAAACGACGACACAAACAACGGCGAAACCCCCGAAGAAGGUCACACCCAGCACAACCGCAGCGCCGGUGCCGGUGAAACCUGCCACACCCUCGACGAAACCGGGCAACGGCCAGAAGGAGGUCGUUCUGCCAAGACCCACCAACCCAAGAAAUCUCUUCGCCGCCAAUCUGAUUCAGGCCGUCGACGAGACGCGAAUGCAGUUAGGUUCGGCGAAGGUUGCCGAUGGUUCCAAGCAGAAAGAGCCCAAAUCCAGCAAGAUCUACGAUGCGCUCAGGGCUAUGAUCAACAUGAAACACGAUCUGGAGGAUGCGGACCUUCGCCAGCAGCUAGAAGAUCAGAAGCAGCUUGCACACAUUCACAAGCGAUUCGUUUCGAACGAGGAAUCGCUCGUACAGCAACUGGAUGGGUUGAAGCGGUCGGCUUAAAUGAAUCCACCCGUAUAAACGCACCGCAUCGAUGUACUAAGUGAGUUCUGUUGUUAUAUUUUUGUUUUGUCAAGGGUUUUUUUCUCAUUUAAAUCGAUUAAUUUCCUCAUCGGUCAAGAGUUUAACUGCUGCUCAAAAAACAUCUAAGCUACAUUUUUAAAUUGAGUAACAACAGAAAAUGUUGACAGAUUCUGAAUAUCAUUAUUUACAAACUAAACAGUAAAGAAUCGAAGGUAACUGUAGUAGAAAGCAACAAAUCUCUUUUUAUUAGUUUCAAAAUGAUAACGUGGAUAUAGCUGAUGGAGGAUAAAAAGAAAACAAAAAAAUGGUUGAGACUGAAAUCUUGUAUAUAUGGAGUAGCAAAUAAAACACUAUACAGGCUGCAAACAGCCAAUUAUACCAAGUUCGCAAAGCGAACACCAGGCAGCGCUAGUCAAGGUAGGAGAUAGAUUCUUGUUAUACAUAUUUAUACAGACCGCGAUGUGAUUGAAGAAGGUGUUUUUGGAAGCAGACACUGUAAAACCGAGUAAAAUGAACUAUCCCAAAAAUAAAAACAAAGGCAUAGUGAUGAAGCAAGUGCAAAAAAGUGACCAUACCACUCCGCGCAAACCCGCUGUGACGGCUAGCAACUGUGUAAGUUGGGAUUAACAGUACCUACCCCCCUCAAAAAAAAGGGACACGGACUGGGAUCGUUACUUUUGAGCUACUUUCCUUUCUGUUCGUUUACUCUGUCUCUCUUCUCUCUUGUCUUCUUUAUUGCUAAUGCCUUUCUUUGUGCAAUCGAUUCUUCGCACUUGAUGUUCUAGCGAAACAAUGUCAAUUCACCUUUACUUUCCAUUUUUGCUGAUGUGGAGGUUGAGUUUAGUUUGCUAGUAGUAUGCUUUACAGCAAGAACAGAAAAUAUAAAACAGCUCAAAAUAAAAGUAAGGGAUAAAGAACGGGCAUGUUACAGCUGCUGGGUUUUUUUUCUCCAUUACUGUAAAAAAAAACGAGAAGAUCAGCAGUGGCAACCUUCCUGGGAAGUGCAAAUGCUCGUUAUAUCAAAGCAAAUGAUAACAAACAUUCCAAAUAGGAGCAAAUAAAAACACAAACAAUCGCAACGUGCGUGUUCCAAGAUGGAGCAGGUGGAAAAUGAUACACUUGGAACUGAAGGCAACACAUUCUAAUGUAAGCGGGAAGGUAUCCCAUUUCCCCGAAUUGAUUCUCCAGUAACGUACGAAAAAGGUGACGCACACUUGGUGGCAAAGUCCCUUCCAAAUGGCAGCUAGCGCCCUAAGCAAACAAAAACUCGAAAGCAUCCAACGUCGGCUCCAAACACACACACACACCAAAAAACGCAACAUGCGUACGGUUGCGUGUGCCAGCCAGGGAACGUAAUCGUCAUAACACGAUCAUGACCUCCAUUGUGUUGGUACGCUUAGCUACGUAAACGAUGAAGCUUAGCUACCGGCCGAAUCGACUGUCACACGCUGCCGUGCCCGUAGGUGCGGUGUGCAACAGGAGAAGGACGAGUAACGAUGUAAUAGAUAAUAUAUAAAUAUAGAAAUAAAACAGAGAACUUAUUGUACGGGCAGUUCAUAUGGAAACGUAUGAAGCACUAAAACGGUAUUAGUCACUAAAGCAAACAAAAGGGAGAAAACAAAUAACUAACCGGUCUACUUAUGGAUGUUUAAGCAACUCAAAAACAAAAAAAAACACACACACGCUCAUAAUGCCAUACAGAGUACUAUAUAGGCACAAUUGCCAUUUCCGUUUAAUUCUCCCGAAAGCACUCUAAAAUCAGCCUGAAGUAAGCAGAAGCCUCGGAUAAGGGGCGAAGGAAAAACAGAACUAUUUAUUUACAAUUUGCAAAGCAUAUUUCAAAGAUAAAGAUAUCAUGUAAAUUUGUGAAUUUAGCACUACCUAUAUGACAAAACAGAAAACCAAUAUGUACAGAUGUAAAUAGUACAGAAAACAAUGAAACGCACAGUAUAAACGAAUCAAGAGCUUUCAAAAAUCGGUCUCAAAUCUAAAUAAGCUGCAUCUUUUUGCAUUGUUUGCAGUGCAGUGCAAAUUUUCGUUAUCGUUUUCUUUUCUUUUCCAUUUUGCGCUAAUGUUUAACUGCUUGUUCAAUUUUCUUGCACUGAAAAAAAAAGUUCUUGGCUUUCUGCCACAUUUCGUUGCCCUUUGAAGCAAGCACAAUAUAUGUACAUAUAAAGAAACAAUACAUUACAAGCAAGCCUUAUUCGUCUUGGGUACCUAAUCAACAAUCAUGCUAUCAAACCACCAAACAUUUACCAAUAAGCUUAUUGCGCGUGCACUAAUUAAGUAAAGCACACUGUCCAACACAAGGGUUACGAUAAACGUUUUCCGCACACACACACAUACACACACUUUCUUGCACACUUUUCUGCCAUGUGCUGCAAAUACUAAUUGGUUGAAGCUUAUUCGCCACGCUUUAGAUGAAUGUGUUUCGUACGUUUAGCACACGAAAACAAAGCGCACAACUUAACAGUGAUUGCAAAAUGGGCGGGGAAAAGCGUUACCAAAAACAAAAACAACCUUGCAUAACGUAACAUCAAACAUAACAGAGAACAUGGACUGCAUGUAGCUAUUAACAAAUCUAUUAAAGAAAGUGUUUUAAAUACUUAAAUGAACAACAACUAGCUGCAUCGUGAACAAUGGGUGCAGUAUUGGAAGAGGAGAAGAAAACAUAAUUGGGGAAACAAGUGAAGCUUUAAAGGAUAACGCACACACACCCGCAAAAAACCGAUAAAUGAUUAUUGUAUUAGUUUGCUUCUUCAGGUAUAAAAUUAAGCUUAACUGCUUUUGCUUACUGUGGGUCAAUAAGCAACCGGUCACGAUGUGUACUGAAAAUUCAAACUUUACUUACAAAGAAAAAUGCUUUUCUUAAGCAUGUAUACUGCUUUCCAUGUUCAUCUACUACCAGCAGCUCGUCACCUAGAAAUAAGACCAUGUUCGAUUUUUCUUUUCUUACCAGCAAAACAAAAAAAACGGGGGAAUUCACUUCACUUUAACGUUCAUCCAAUUUCCUAGUCUUAUAUACCCCAAAAAGGGUAUAAGGAUGGAAAUGGAGUAAUUAUAGUUCGCUUUAAGCACGCAAGAGCAAAGUUCAACCAGCACGCUAUAUUAUGCCGACGGUGAUGCUUUCUUUUGCUGGCUCCCUCUGCGGUAGUAGCCAUUUCCAUCGACUUCGAUCUUGCUUGCUUGACCCGCAAAUUGUACCGAAAAUAGCCAAGGGCCAAAAAUAGUUUAAUCAACAAUCGCUUCGCUUUGGCGCUUUUCGCUGUUACACAAUUUUUUCGUAACUCUCUCGCAACCAAAAGCUAACGUUGGUAACCGCAACGAAAGACAUUUGCAAGCGAAAGCUAAAAUUACUUACACGCUACGAUAGAUCGCAAGAAGUACCUAAAAGGGAAAUUUGGUUAUAAAUAUACCGUAACAGAAAGGAAAUAAAAUAGUAUGCGUAAGAUGCAUUUUAAUUCAAUUAGCAAACAAAACGUUUUUAAACCAAUUGCAAUACCUGAUGCUCGAAGUAUUUUGAAGAAUAGAUGUUCUGCUUUGAAGCCGCCACAUACAAAAGAGGAAUUGCCACUUCAAUGGCUUAUGCACCAGGGACAGCAUCAAGUGCCAAACCGAUGUAUCUUUGCUUUCUUGUACCACAAUUCAAGCACAAUUCCAUAAAUAUCCGACGUAAAUUAACUGAGUCGCGACGACACAAACUAAAAACAGAGUGAAAAAACUAUUAUUCAACAACCACUCCACAAUUCGCAAACAGCAACAAAAGGCUGUCGAUCGGUAAUAGAACCCGUGCAGCAAAAACCAAAUCAAUCAUAAACGAAGCCAAACGUUGAAUGUGAAGCAAUGGAAGAAAAUGUUCCCUACGGGAAGAUUUUGUUUGCCACUGUCGGGAAUAGAGUUCUUGUGAUCGAAUCGUUUGCCCCCCCCGGAGGGCGAGUCCACGGUAACGGCGGUCGGUACCGAAGGCGGUUUCGGUUGGCAUCAGGCCAAAAGCGAGCACCCAUUCUGUGUUGCUUCCAGUCUGCCGGAAGCUUGUGAGUACAUUCACCCCCAGAAACGGCGGAGGGGGGCUAAAGAACGUCGACAUGCCGACGGCUGCCACGGACUAGUUUAUCAAAACUGCAUGGACUCGGGGAUGAUAUACAGGAACCACAUCCUUGUGCCAUGCGCGCUGAAACGGAGGCAUUUGAAGACGAUUUCGAUCACGACAAACCUAUUUGCCGGCUUCGGUACAAACAGAAAUGACCUAAACAUUCUUCCCGGAGCGGUAUGAUAAUUUUCAUUUCAGCUAAGAACAAACACAAAAUAUUCUCCAAAAAUUCGUUCCUUCAAGGGAGGAUGUGGGAAUAAAAAGCAGGGAAAAAGAAAUUGCUAGACCAAAAAUAUCUCCCAAAGCGUUUUCGUUGCCUUUUCAAUUUUUUUUUCUCGUAUCAAAAAGGGUUAUGGAUGAAAUUUGUAGUAUCAAGCAUUUAAGAGGUUCUACCUUUGGGGAUAAGGGUUGAUAACACAAAAACAUAACCAAACCACAGAUAACAAUAUUCCAGGAAAGCAAAUAUAUAAAAAAAAUCCAAAGCUUCAGUGCGAGUUCCAGCCUCGGGACCGGAGGGAUAAUUGAAAAUUCCUUAUUUUUAUGUGUAAAAAAUGAAAAACCCCAAAUGUUUGCCCACUAUGAGGAGGAAAACGCAUUUCAAAAUAGAAGGAGAGGGAGAGAGAUAGUGAGAGUGUGUACAUGUGCAAGUAAGUUAAGUAGGGUGAAAGGAUUAGUAAAUGGAUUAGAACAAUAGCCGUGCAUGGAAACCGGAAAAACCCAGAAGGAUCACAUACACAAAUUUGACAAUAAAUAUUGAAUCGUUUAAAAAAAACAAACAAACUAUUUGUCACUAGGUAAUACUGAGUGUGUGGAAGAGAUAAUUGAUGCGAGAUAAGAGAGAGAGAUAGAGAGAAAGACAGACAGAGCUGAUACAGAUAAGAAGCUGUCGUUAAUACAAUUUUAUUCAAUAAUUUCUUUACUAACUUUUUCACUUUUUAAAUAACUAUUUAGCUAUGUAAACUGCAAAGGUUUUUAAAAUCAAAAUGCAUUACUUUCAAUGUUUCACUUCGUUCUUUAUGCUGAGCUAAGCAUAAUUUAUUUCCUUUUUUUUGCAAACUUAAUAAAGGAACAAUCUCAAAUGCAAACGCAACUUCAACGCUACAAAAAAACAGAGAUACUUGAAAUAGUGCCAACUUUUCUAAUCAUAACACACAAAUAUGCAUGUUUUUUCACGGAUGCUAACAAAAAAAAACGAACGAUGUAAAUCAAAUGGCUGUAAAUGGGGCGUAAGCAGGAGUGAACUAGAAUUAACAGACAGAGUGUAUAAGUUCUACAUAUAUAUAUUAAUACGUGUAUAUUUUUUGUAUUCUCUCCAUUGCGUACUAAACGAAUUAUUCCCAACAUAAUUGCUAACACAGCAACCUAAUCUCAUCUCAAGCAUAUUUCAGUCGACGAAAAGGGAUUAAUUUGCAAGAGAUAGGAUUAUGUUAUGAUGAUAAACAAACAGAACAAAACAGAAAAAAACAUCGGAUAAUAUUUCAAUCAACAAAAUGAAUGUAUGGUACCGGUUCAAUAAAACAAAUGAUAAAAAAAAUCUUUCAUUCAUCGAACAGUAAACAAAAUAUCAGCACAAAACUACAGAACAUAAAAUACGCUAAAUAAAUACAAAGCAAACACUUCACAAAAAGAACACAAACCGUACAGUACACGAUGCUACAAUCUAGUGUAAGGCGUCCGUGUAAGGAAUGAUUUUGUCCUAACAGUCGUAAGAUGAGUGCAGAACAUUAUACAUACAUUUCUGUCUAUAUGAUGAGAACAAAUAAUAAGGAUUAAAGUAAAUCUAACAGAAAAAAAGAGCAGAUAAAAAGUGGAAUAAAACGAUGCAAAAGAUACUGAGAGCUAAAAAUGUAAUUUUAAGCAAAACAACCCGAAACGAUGGAAAACAUACGUUACAAACCAAACAUAACAUAGACAAUGAAAUCUUGUUGGUGAUAGUAUUGAUAAAUGCUGCUAUGAGUUGAAUUGAUUGACCGAAAGCAAAGAGAAAAUAAACAAGAAAAUGAAGAAACUUAAUAAGCAUAUAUAUAAACCAGAUGAAAACAAAACAACAUUCAAACAAAGCAAACAUAAUUGUUCUUUUAACACUGAAAAUCAAGAAACUGAUAGAAGCUGAAGGAAAAACAUAAUGCUAAAGAAAAGUAACAAACCAUUCGAAUCACGAACAAAAGGAUAAAUAAAACUUCAAAUCUAAAACAAACAGAGAGAUAAAAGAAAGUGAAAACAACACGAAAAAAAACACUACAAAUGUACAUAUCCUCUCUAUGCAAAAAAAACACAAAAUUUACGAUCUUUAUACGUGAGUAUGCAAAACCAAACCAAACUACUCCGAUCAGCAGCUUUGUACAUAGAAUAAAUACAAAUAUAUACAUAUACAUAUAUAUAUUAUAUACAUA
Molecule: messenger RNA, 9316 nt
Organism: Anopheles funestus (African malaria mosquito)
Lineage: Eukaryota; Metazoa; Arthropoda; Insecta; Diptera; Culicidae
Product: myb-like protein AA
Exons: 3
Coding region: 905-2812 (635 amino acids)
Source: RefSeq, a predicted model, not a curated record